GCAUAGAGGGUUUUCACCGACCUCACGUUCUGGGCGGUAACCCGUAUGCGCAGCCAUCUUGGAGGCACUCGGUGUAAACAACUGAACAGAGUACAAUGGAGAUGAGUACAAUUUGAUGCUUUAAAUGAAUGUUGCCAUGUCGAAACAACUAAAAAGCUCAUCAAAACGCGUCCAAGAUGCAAAGGAAUAUAGAGAAGGACUUGGACCACUAGAAAAGGCGCGGUAUUUGGAGAAAUUACGAUUGAUAGGCGGUGCAGAUCCCUACGAGAUAGCUCCCUCGUCUUGGAUCCGCGACGACCCGGUGAUUCUUCCGUCCAUAGCAUAUCCCGAUAUAGUUAACUACCUGGUUUUCUCGCCGAGCCCAUACACAGCGGAAGACCUUAAAUCCUACAAAGGUUUGGAUGCCUAUAACCAGAUGGUGUGUGGAUGGGUGAGGGAGACGCAGUACCAAGUUAUCAACGACCGUUGUGUUGUGAAGGCCAAAGUACUCCAUUCUCAAUCAAUCCGAGAAACACCCCUCGAACCCUGGAUAAUCGCUGAGAAGUCUGGUCGUAUACUUGGAGCCCACUGCACAUGUAUGGCUGGCCUUGGAGAAACAUGCACACAUGUUGCUGCAUUAUUGUUUCUCAUUGAAGAAACAGUGAAGUUGAGGGACUCAAAGACAGUGACGCAAGAAAAGGCAUAUUGGCUGUUGCCUACUGCACUGUCAAAGGUGGAAUAUAGGGAAUGCCAAAAGAUUGACUUCACUGUAACAAAGAGAUCUCAAGUAAAAGAGUUGGCAAGAUGAAUUAUGCUGCUCAUGGACCGUCACUUGAGGAACAAAGUGCUAGUGAUUUUUCUACUAAUAAAGUUAAGAAAACAAAACCACCAACCAGCGAUGAACUAUCAUCAUUAUUCAGUGCUCUUAGCACAACUGGAUCUAAGUCUGCUAUUUUGUCCCUUAUUGAACCUUACUCUGACAGUUUUGUCCCCAAAGUGAUUGGAGAAAACUUCCCUCCUGUGUUGACUGAAUUGAGAAAGGAUGAAGCAGUUCACAUGGAUUAUAGUGAUCUAUUGUCUAUGUGCAAAGAUGUUGACGUUUCGGUAUCAGAGGAGCAAGCAAAGGCAGUUGAGGCCGCUACAAGGGAUCAAGCGUCCUCUAAAUUGUGGUUUCGAUUUCGUGCUGGUCGAAUUACAGCAUCAAAAAUGAAAACUGCAUGUUGCACUGAUCCAAAACAACCAUCACAAAGCUUCAUUAAAAGUGUUUGCUAUCCUGAGUCAUACAAAUUCACAUCAAAAGCCACAGCUUGGGGAUGUAAUCAUGAGAAAUUAGCACGUGACAUGUUUAUAGAUGUGCAUAAGGAAGCUCAUGAAAACGUGAAAGUACACGACACCGGUUUCUUCAUAAAUCCAAGUGUGCCAUUCUUGGGUGCUUCUCCCGAUGGUAUUGUUUCUUGUGACUGUUGUGGUGUCAGUGUAAUUGAAGUGAAAUGUCCAUUCUGUGUGAAAAGUGACAAGUUAGAGAGUGUAUCUUACUUGGAGAAGGACAGUGAAGGGAAACUGACACUUAACCGAAACCACCACUAUUUCUACCAGGUGCAAACUCAACUUGGGGUGUGCCAACUGGAAUCAGCAUAUUUUGUUGUUUGGACAGAAAAGGAUUUGCAUGUUGAGCAAAUUUUACUUGAUGAAGAGUUCUGGGGUAUGAUAUGCCAGAAAAGUAAGAACAUUUUCGACACAGCAAUUAUGCCAGAGUUAGUUGGGAAGUUUUACACAAGGCUUUCAUUUCCCAUUGCCACUGUGUCCUCACAACCUGGAAUAUUUGCCUCAGCUGAAUCAGAGGGUUCUGAUUGUGCUGCAAGUGCCAGUGACCAAGGAAAAACCUGGUGUUUAUGUGGUCAGGUUGAGUUUGGAAAGAUGAUUCUAUGUGAUAAUGCAACAUGUAAUAUUAAGUGGUUUCACUACUCGUGCAUUAAUGUUAAGAUUGCACCAAAGGGAAAAUGGUAUUGCCCACAGUGCCAAAAGCUACCCCAGUCUCUGCCAAAAAAAGGAAAGAAACCUCCAAAUAAAAACAAAAAAUAAAACUUUUUUUUGUUGGCUGCUGUGAAGUUCACAUGCACUUUGUUCUAAUGUAGGUUAAAUUAUAUUUAAUUAAUUUAGCAUUGUGCAACCUUUUUUGAAAUGUGACAUGUUCUUUUAAUAUUUUUGGCAUUUGAUUUCAAGUUGGUGAAAUUUUUGUAAAGCUAUGCUGACAAAAAAGUUAUACUCAAGUUACAUAAAAAAAUGUUUACAGUUAGGCUUUGCACUAUAUUAUAAUGUAUAAUUUAUAGUAGUGAAAAGUUUAUAAGUGUUCUGAUAAAAGUGUGUUUUUCCUUUAAUAAAUCUGUGUU
Misgurnus anguillicaudatus (oriental weatherfish) is the source of this 2369-nucleotide messenger RNA. Lineage: Eukaryota; Metazoa; Chordata; Actinopteri; Cypriniformes; Cobitidae. The record is from RefSeq and is a predicted model, not a curated record.